GCCGUCUCGAGUCUCGUCGUCACCUUCCACCAUUUCUCAACCACUCCAUCCUUCUCUUUCCCGCAAUCUCCAAACCGGGUCGAACCUUCUUCGAGUUUCGACGGCAAACAACGCCACCCCGCUCGCCCCGUCCAUGGCGUCCUCCUUCGGCGGUCCCUACGGCUACGGCUAUGGCUACGGCGACGGCCAGCAGCAGCCUCAGCCGUAUCCACCUCCGCCUCCUUACGGGUCGUCACCCUCAUCGUCGUUCGGGUCCGGGUACCGUCCGUCGUUCCCGCCAGGGACCGACCCGGAGGCGAUCCGGAGCUUCGAGAUGGCUGACAGGGAUUGGAGCGGGUACAUUGACGAGGAGGAGUUGCAACAGGCUCUCUGUUCUGGGCCGUAUCAGAGGUUCAGCACCGGAACCGUUCGGUUGCUCAUAUUCCUGUUCAAGAAUCCCACUGACCCUAUUGGACUUGGCCCCAAAGAGUUCGCUGCUUUGUGGAGCUGCCUCGGUCAGUGGAGGGCCAUCUUUGAGAGAUUUGAUGGAGACAGAAGCGGAAAAAUCGACUUGACAGAACUGAGGGAUUCUCUUUACAGUCUAGGCUACGUGAUCCCGCCGUCUGUUCUUCAAGUUCUGAUGUCUAUAUAUGACAGCCGCAGCAGCGGGACAUGCGAACUUAAUUUUGAUGCUUUUGUCGAGUGUGGGAUGAUUGUGAAGGGCCUGACGGAGAAAUUCAAAGAGAAAGAUCUGCAAUACACGGGAUCAGCGACACUCGGAUAUGAUGAGUUCAUGUGUAUGAUCCUUCCUUUUCUUGUAUCAUAUGAUUGACGGGUGAGUAUUAAUACUUUGUUUGGCAUGUAAAUACUGGACAAUAAAGUGCGACGGCAGCUCGUCGCUCUGUAACUGUAAAUUCUUGGGAGUCCUCUUGUCUGCUAUUAUAAGCAGGAACAUUUGUGUGCUGUUAUGCUUGCUGUAUUCUUAGAGGUGGUGUUUCUAUU
This is a messenger RNA of Eucalyptus grandis, 981 nucleotides long. Its product is annotated as probable calcium-binding protein CML50. The record is from RefSeq and is a predicted model, not a curated record. The transcript is spliced from 5 exons. Gene Ontology annotation, molecular function: calcium ion binding. Bases 134 to 811 code for a protein of 225 amino acids. Lineage: Eukaryota; Viridiplantae; Streptophyta; Magnoliopsida; Myrtales; Myrtaceae.